UAUCCGAAGAGUUAUCGACUUCUCCGACAACUGCGCGGAAAUGUGAAUUUGGAUUGGGACAUGUCACAGAUAAAAGAAGGGCUUUUCGUAGGUACCAGGAAAGAUGCCGUUCACUUAGCUAAUUCCAGACAAGGAGAUAAACUAAGGAUCCUUACUGUGGACAUUGAGUCUCUUGAAAUAGAUGGAGUCUUGACAAAACAUGUGCCAUGUGUGGACGAACCAGAGGCAGAUCUCUUAAGUUUCUUUGACGAUUGCUCGGAGUUUAUCUCCAGUGGAUUAGAAAACGAGGAGAUUGUGCUGGUACACUGGUAAGUUUAGCAGUUCAGAAGUUAAAAUGUUGGACUGGAGUCCAAUCAGAAAUGCUGGGACCGCUGGGACAAGGGACAAGACACGUGCACUCUAAACUCUGGUAUACAAUCUUGGGCCCUGGGGGGUGGGGAUACUCAGCGACUCACCUGGGUCUUGAGCCCAGUGCCAUAUGAGUUACCACAAAUGGCCUCAAGAGGUGGGUAUUAUCAUUCUGGUCCCCAGAGCUGCAAUCCUUUUGGCUAGCACAACAGAUCGAGAGCUCUGGCUGGGCCCAAACUCAGAAGUCUGCAAAUUGUGCGCAGGCUCAGAAAUAUGAGUUAAUAAUGGAUACCGUGGAGACUAUUGUGCUUGCAGCUCAUCCUGGUCCCAGGCAGAGCUCUUGAUAUAUGAUGCUGACCAUAACAAUCACAUCUCUGGAAAAGAGAAUAAUUGGAUCACUUGUGAAUGGAAGAUUGAAUCUCCCAGCCAGGUCUGAGUGAAACAGGUAAAUGAGAAGUAGAGGGGAAAGUGAUUUUGUAGCUACAAUCGGCGACAAAAUUGUUGAGACAUUGUUCUUAAAUAGGGUAAUUUCGGAGAACAAAAGAAUCCGCACCCCUCCCCUGUCCCCUUCAUUCAAAGUUGGAGUGUUUGUUGUUUUCUAUAGGCUAGAACAAGGGCAGAACACAUUGCACAGAGGGGAUGGGAGAGGAAAGCUAUAUUUCCUCCUUUUGAAGUUAAUAAAACGUAAAAAAGCCCAGUUUUGGGCGAAGUGUCUCAACUCAAUUGUCGCCGAUUGUAGGUCUGUAGACAAACUUCUUGUACUGCCAUUGUAUUGCAUUGGCAACGAAUAUGACAUGUUUGGUUUUCUGAACUUGAUGUCUUCCUGGUGGGCCUUCUUGUUUGGUUAAAAAAUAUAUCAAUAAAUCAUCAGGAACUUUUAAGAGAUCUUAUUACAUGACAUAACAGGUCUGUUGUGUGGCAAAUUGGUCAAUUCCUAUACUAAACUUGCAAGAAAAGUGCGUGCAAGAAAGCCAAGAACAGGGCAUGCAAGGGGAGAGGCGUCUAAAACCUUCUCUUAGGCAACUAGAAAAUCUUAGUAUUUUCCUACAAAUCAUAUGCUUGGUACCCUAGAUUUUACAGUUUCACAUCACUGAACCCCCUUCAAUUUCCUUGGAGCACCGCCUUGGCAAAACAAUUUUAAAUUCAUAUUUUUUGUUCUGCCUUUAUAUUAAAUAAUCACUGCAUUCUAAAUACUAGACCUUUUUUUUUCUUGUGUCAAUUUUUCAUUUUCAUUUACAGCCUUUCAGGUGUGUCUCGAAGCACAGCUAUUGUCUUUGCAUAUCUUAUGAAGACAGAUCAGAUGUCAUUAAAUGAGGCAUUGGAGUUUUUAAAGAAAAUUUACCCCAAAGCCAAGUAAGAGUUUCAUUCUUCAUUCCUUUAUCCUUCCAGAUUGUCUAUUGACCAUCCUAAAUGGUUUGAAAUAGGCUGAUGAUGAAUUAAAAACUCUAAAUCAAAGUUGUUGUGAUACCUGUGACAUAAAAAAUUAAUGGCUCUAAUUACAAGGGGGUCCAUAAGUGUGUGGGGGUGGGGGGGAGGGGGGCUUGUUCAUGUACAGCAUGAUCCAGGGCCUUUUUUUUGGUAUUAGAAUAACUUUAUAUUUUGGUGUUAUUUUUAGAACUGCCUUUUAAUAAUUAUUAUUAUCUUGUGUGCUGGGAUUCUCGCGAGAAAAAAAAUUUCCAUCGCCCAUACCAGUAGUGAAUCAUGUUAUUAGGAAGGGAAAAAGGCUUUUAGGUCACUGUCACAAAAUUUAAUCCAUCAACAUGAAAAGGACCGAACAGCAGCAAAGAACAACAACAGAAUGGUUUGCAAUCCUUUUAUUCAAUUAAAUACAGGGACAGACACACAAGGCAUGCACACAGCAAUAACAUUCCUAACAAUUUCAUUGCCCACGCUUGUUGUAUUUGACAGCAUUUUAAACAUAUUGUGUACUUACAUCUUCUUGUUUGUUGCCUCUUUGAUUUAGUCCCAAUACUGGAUUUAUUGAGCAGCUUCAGCUGUAUGAAGCCAUGGGAAAUACAGUGGACAAAACAAGUCCUGUGUAUAAACAAUACAGACUGCAACUCUUGGCCAAUCAGAUACAGAGUGGGUUGAUGUUCAUUUACCUUUUAUAUGCCGUAAAAUAUCUAGUGAGUUCCUCUCAGCUUAGUACUAGAAUUCAAUCUCAUUCGAUCUAUUAAAGGUUUCACCGCCGCAUUUUUCAGGUUUGUGAGCACUGUGCUUUGCACUUUGAUAAUUUCCCGUGCAGGAUAAAAUUAAGUGAUAAACUAUAUUUUAUUAUUAUUAUUUUUUUUUUUUUUAGUUUGAGGGGGUAAAAGGGUUUAAUUUUUACAGGUGUGCUGAUGUGUGUGACUAAAUGUUCACCUGCAAAUUAAACCCAAUGGGGAAGGGGGAGCCUCAGAACUUACUUGUACAUGUAUGAACAGUCAGUAAGGGAGACAUAAGGAAGCCCUAUGAAGGAUGUGCUCUAGCAGUGCCUAGUGGCCCCCACCAACUAACUUUUGUUCCUAGAAGACUAAAAAGCACCAGGCUUCCUUGAAUUUUUCUUACAGUACAGCCUUGCCUACCUUUUGAGAGAGUUGGACCUUCUCUAAUGUAAUUAUUGCAUUAUUAUUUAGUACUAAAUAAUCUAAACAGACGUAAUUGUUGUUUAAUACCAACAAAAACCUUCAGCCCUGACAACUGUAGGUACAUAAACUCACUAAACUUACUUUUUAUUAUAGUAAGGUACUUAAAUAUUACUCUGUUUUUAAUCUGUUUUUAGAUCAACAGUAUGCUACAAAAGAUCUCCUGUCUUCAUUGAUUGAAGAACUCAAAGACGGUAGUUCUUCAAAUAACAAAAAUUAUAAAUGUAGAAAAUGCAGGUACAGCUCCCUAUAGUUAAAUGCAUUUUGUAAAAAAAAAGACCAUGUUGUUUUCAUUCCACAGGCUACAAAGCUAUUUUCCUCUCAAAUAGAAGGGCCUAUUGAGAAGAAAGCCUGAAAAAAUUCAGGCUUGUACCGUAUUAGAACCCUUGACCUCUACGAUACUAGUGAAAUUAUCUACCAACUGAGCUACACACGUAACAAGCCACCUGGGAACAGCUCAUUGAGUUAUAAACCCAUCAAAGGAUGAUGAUGAAAUAUUGAAUACAUGUACCGGUAUAUGAAAAUCUCAAUUAAAAACAACUUUUUGAGGCUUUAUAACGAUACACUGAAUUCUAUUCCAAGCCAUUUACAGCUUCUCAGCAGUCAACAUUUUAGUGGCACUUGCACACUCUGUAAGAUGAGACAGUGUGGUCAACUGUUUUGAGUUCUUUACACUCAUGGGUGACUGUACAACAACAACUUUAGGUUUUACCUAGGAAUUGUGAUUCAAAAUUUACAAGCAAGAUGGUAAAACCAUCCUCAGGCGAGUGUUAAUCUAGUUGAGAGAGGUACACAAUAGAAAGAAAGGAAAACAAAAAAAAAUUUAUAUGCAAUGAUUACUAAGAACAACAUUUACUGACAGUCAGUUCACUUCAGAUGAAUAUAGUUAUAUUGAAAAUAUUCUCUCUUAAAAUGCAAUGUUAUGAGUUCAACUCCAAAACAAAAGUCACUAUAAAAGGUCAAUCACAUUCUUUCUUAUAUCCACUUACAGACUGGCAUUGUUUACUGGUGGCUCCAUUAUUACACAUGAACUCGGUAGUGGUCAGUUAUCAUUUAGGCGACAUAAACAAGAUUCUCCUGCAGUGACCAACGGUAGUGACACCCAGUGUACAUCUUUGUUUAUUGAACCUGUGAGCUGGAUGCUUCCUUCACUUGAGGGAACAAUUGAGGGAAAGGUAACUUAUUUACUAAUAAAAUGUCCCACAUAGAGGGAAACAAAUAUUAAUCACUUUAGGGGUGUCAAGUAGAAGUAUUUAUGGUGAAAAGAGGGAACUGAGUAUUGUUCAUUCAUAAGCAAUUCUGAAAAGGUUUCUUUUGAGCUCUGUUUUGGCUUUAAGGUCCUCUGCUGGCUCUUCAUCUUAAAGCUUCUACCAUACAAGCCACUGUGUAAUAAGGAUCAAUGAACAACUGAACUUGUGAUUAAGGGAAGUUUUAUUUUAAAUAUUACACAUGUUUGAACCUGGGAAUUUUUCUCACUAGGGCUGGUUCUCAUUAACAACAAUGAUACAGUGCAACCUUGAUAUAAUGAAGUCCUCGGUGUAACACACAAUGUUCUUUACCCCAGUAAAAGUAAAAUAAUAUACUAUGGAAAAGAACCUUGAUAUGACAGUCCUUUGGCCCUUCAUUAUAUCGAGGUUCCACUGUUACAUUAUAGUUUUCUUGCCCACGGCCAGUUUUUUUUGUACAUUUAGCUUGUACUUAGCAACUAGUUGCUUAUUUUUUGUUUGUUUAUUUUUGUGGUUGUUUGAAGCUUUCUUGCCCCAAGUGUAAUGGAAGACUGGGAUCAUUCAACUGGGCAGGU
Porites lobata is the source of this 4773-nucleotide messenger RNA. The record is from the annotation of a GenBank genome assembly. Lineage: Eukaryota; Metazoa; Cnidaria; Anthozoa; Scleractinia; Poritidae.